UAAGUCCUCCCCUUCCCUUAGCCUCUGACCUGCUCAGGCACUCAGGCAGCAUGCAGCAAACAUUCCCAUCAGAUUGACCUGCAGCAGCAGCAGCAGCAGCACCAGCAGCAGCAGCAGUAGCCCAUGCCCAGUCCGUCCCGCCGCUGUCUGCCCUGCCAUCACCAAACACACACCUUCCACUGUAGGACACCUGGACGACUGCUGGAGCUGCAGCUGGACAAUUCUUCUCUAACUUUGAGGAGUCUUUAAACUGAGGAACUGCUUUAAGAAGCCAAACGUGUGGAUGUUUUUUGGGCUCAAGGGGAUUUUUUUUUUCUUUCCCCGAGGUGUCACCUGGAUUUUCUCUGAGACAUUUUGCAUCAAAACUCAGACUGGAAAGUUUGAGAAAGGACAUAAGUGAUUAAUUUGUGUUUAUCUAUUUGUGUGCGGGACACACUGCUGUGGGAAAAAUUUAUCUCCAAGAUGUUCUGCUCCAGUAGAGUCCUGCAACAGUGGUGCUUCGCUCUCUUCUUACUCUGCUCUCCAGUUCCACAUUAUGGGCGGCCAAUUGAUGCCCUGAGUAACAGAAUUAAGCGCUCUGUGACUCACGCCCAGCUGAUGCACGACAAAGGCCGGACGCUGCAGGACUUUAAACGCCGCAUGUGGCUCCAGGAGCUGCUGGACGAGGUGCACACGGCCGAGAUCCGAGAGCUCCCUGUGCCUGUGAGGACCACCAGCGGGGGCGGCGGCAGCAGCGGCGCCGGCGUCGGGCUGCCGGGGGUCGGCCUGGGCAUCCACCUGAGCACCACUGGCAGCACCCUGCACUCCAAGCCCCCCGGGGGGACCAAGAACAUCCUGACCUACCCGCUGGAGGAGGAGGAGGGCACCAACCUGCCGCAGGAGACCAACAAGUCCCAGACAUACAAGGCCCCCGGAAAGAAGAAGAAGAAAGGGAGGUCCGGCAAGAGGAGGGAGGGGGAGAAGAGGAAGAGACGGGCGCGCUCCCUGGGCUGGGGGCACGAGGACGAGCACGGGAGCGGCUUCCACCUGGAGUGGAGGUCCCUGCUCGGCCUACAGAGGGCGCUAAAACGCUAAAACGCUGUCAGACUCUGACAAAGAAACCCAUGGACAGUUGGAGCAGACUCCUAAAUAUUCAUGUUACAGUCUUCUGUAAUCGUGAUUGUUUGGAAAGAAAUUGGAAAAUAUUUAUUGUCUGUAAAUAUUCUAAAUAUAGCAGAAUAGAUAGCAGAAUAUGAUAUGAAAAAAAAAAACUUAUGGAUGCCCUGUGGGGCAACAGAUUUUAAUCUUUGUGAAUCCUUGCUUUUUUCUUUUUUUAUUCCAAUUAUGUCAGAUUUUUUUCUUUUUUUGCAGUAAUUUAUUUUGUCUGAAUGGUGUAUUUAUUUUGUAAAUGUAUCGAGGUGCUGCUGACCUUCUAUAUUUUUGUACCAUAAUGCACUUUAGAUAUAUAAAUAUAAAUAUAUAUACCAUUAAUUUUGUUGAUUGAUUUGUUUGAUUGAAAUGAAGAAAAAGACGAUGGUCGUCAUUCUGUGUUAUUUUUCAGUUCGAUUCUUGACUCUUUACUUUGUCCAGUUUUUGUUUCUUUGCUGCUGUUUUUCCUGAAGAUUUUCAGUCCACAAUGCGUCCUCACUCCGACUCCACCUGCUACCUUCAGUGUUUCCUCCACGACCAGCUCUGCGUCGCGAUGCCAAAGUCCAUAUUUGUACAUAAACCGAACACGUAAAUGGCUUAAUAUUGUUGUUUUUGGCACUUGCACUGAGAUAAAGACCCUGUACUGAACGGAUUAAAUAUUUGACAGUAUCUGA
This is a messenger RNA of Sphaeramia orbicularis (orbiculate cardinalfish), 1802 nucleotides long. It is a transcript of the gene pthlha, whose product is annotated as parathyroid hormone-like hormone a. Gene Ontology annotation, molecular function: hormone activity. Gene Ontology annotation, biological process: bone mineralization. Bases 463 to 1074 code for a protein of 203 amino acids. NCBI's taxonomy places the organism in Eukaryota, Metazoa, Chordata, Actinopteri, Kurtiformes, Apogonidae. Gene Ontology annotation, cellular component: extracellular region. The transcript has 4 exons. The record is from RefSeq and is a predicted model, not a curated record.